Molecule: messenger RNA, 4373 nt
Organism: Petromyzon marinus (sea lamprey)
Lineage: Eukaryota; Metazoa; Chordata; Hyperoartia; Petromyzontiformes; Petromyzontidae
Source: RefSeq, a predicted model, not a curated record
UCUACGUGACUUUACCGAAAGAACCAAAGAAGAACAUGUAGAACAAAGUGCUUUUAACAUGUUUAUGUAAUUACAGGGAUAUAGCUUAAUGUGGAACACAACCUACAUCCAUUAAUAACAGUGUUGCCUUAAAAGGAGAAUAUAUAUAAUAAAACAGCUGACGUUUUGGGCAAUGACCCUUCCUCAUAGCAUAUAGAUCAGCUCCGGAUACAUUUAUACAUCAAUACUAUAUAUGUUUUCCUUUUAAGGCUACGGUGUUGUUGACGAAUGUGAUCAAUUGUUAUUGUUUGUGCUCGACCACCACUGCCAACGCAGUAUCACAAAACAAUGGGUGCAAUAGUGAAAUCAGCAACACAGUAUGCUCUGAAAGUUUAAAGUGCGUAAAUAAUUAGUGAAUGCAAUUGGCUUCGUGGUGAGCUGGUGUCAGAUGUCCUCAAGCAACGUGGCUUCAGAAUGCUCGGUGAGGGCCCGUGUAGGUUCUUAUACAUUUCUUCAUCACAGGCUCAAAGGUCAAAAACGUCCAGCGGCCAGCAGAAAACAGCACGAUUAAAGUCGUAAUAGAUAAGAGUUAACACUUUUUUUUUUAUUGAGCAAGGUUAGAUUGGGAAAUCAGACGAUGAGAGGGAAUUUCAAAGUGGAGCAGUCCGAGGGAAGAAGCAGGAGGAGACGUCUCAAGACCUGCAGUGUCGUGGUUGAAUUCAGGGUGGAUGCGAAAAAGCAGUCAGUGUGGUAGACCGAGUCCUCAGCAUGGGUGGAUGAAUCAGUGAGUGAAGUUCACUAGAACAGUCACCGUGGUAGUAGCGGUAGAAGAGUGACAAGGAGGUUAUGACCACCGGUGAGUGAGUAUUUGGAGUGAACUAGUGAGUUUCUGGGUCAUCACUCAUCCUGACUUAUUUAUUCUGAAUUAUAUCUGGUGCAGUGAGGUCGGAACUCGGCGCUCCACCCAAUAUAAUAACAGUGUUUUGUAUGUGAAGCGCCUCCGAUCAGCACAGUUACGUAUGGUGCGACAGAAAUUUUACAUACAUACGAAGCACUCUUUGAUACGCGCUGGUGUGGAUGAAACACAAAUUAUUGUUAUUUUAUCGUUGUUUCUCUUUCUUUUUAAGGCAAUUCUGAGAGUAAGUAGAAUGGACUCCGUCAGCAUAAUCCAGGACUGGGAGUAAAUGCUGGACAAGCGCUGCAUGGUAGCAGCGUGAAAAAACGGUAAAAAAAUACCGGUUAGCGGUUUUCUGUACCUGUGGAGGUGUCAAGCAAUAAACAUAUUCUAACUGAGGAGCAAGGGAGCUGCUACAGCGGUGCAAUGGUUCGCACACUGAACUUGCAAUCCAGAUAUCGCCGGUUCGAUUCCAUCUCGAAAACACUCCACCGUUCAUGCAGCGAGGAAAAUAUCGCGACAGAUUGGGAAUGGGUCAUCUAACUCAUGGUGGUGGGGGGGUGAUCGUGAUUGGUGGUGAUGUCAGACUUGUAUUUAGGCGCUCACACUCGCACACUCCUCCCAGACACGGGUUGUGUUUAACGCACACAAGCAAGCAAACACACACAUACACACACAUGUGUCAUUCAAGCCUGUAAGAAUUAUACGCGGAACCAGACGCAGAAGCAACGGACAUAGAAGAGCGCCAACUUGGGAGCGUUGGAAUUGCAAUUGAAUCCUCUAGGCAUUGCCGGAGUUUUGCAUGUCCUCACCCAGGAAUAUGCCUCCCAACGUGACAGCACCACAGCCACAGAGGAGCGUGAAUUCCCGUGCCAGGGCGUGCCGGGAUGGCUCACAGCCCGGCAAGGAAGCCAGGCGACCAGGGGCUCGGGGAGAGAAGCAGGCACGACUGCAGCUGCACGGCGCCGGGGCCAAGCCAGUGGCAUUUUCCGUGCGUACCAACGUGGCCUUCCAUUGUGCCAACCAGAAGGACGUCCCAGUGCCAGGAGCAGCCCUGUCCUUUGAGGCCCACGACUUCUUGCACAUCACAGAGAAGUACAGCAGUGAAUGGUGGAUUGGCCGAGCUGUGAUGGAAGGAGCGCCACUGGGGUUCAUCCCCAGCCCUGGCCGUCUGGAGCAACACGCUCGCCAUGCACUCCUCCACCCAAGCAAGACUGCAGGCGGUGCGGAGGAGAGCGGCGGCGGAGCCAAGCACACGGCGGCAGCCCCGGCCCAUGCCAAGCAUAAACAAAAGCUGGCGGAGGGGAUUCCUCCAUACGACGUGGUGCCAUCGAUGCGUCCCGUGGUGCUGGUCGGGCCUUCACUCAAGGGCUACGAGAUCACAGAUAUGAUGCAGAAGGCACUGUUUGAUUUUCUCAAGCACAGAUUCGAGGGAAGGAUCUCUAUCACUCGUGUCACUGCUGAUGUCUCGCUGGCUCGCCGCUCUCUGGCGAUCAAUCCCAGCAGGCAUGCACCCCUGGAGCGCACCACAGCCCGUGCCACCUCUGAUGUGCAAGCUGAAGUUCAGGGGGAGGUUGAACGAAUCUUUGAGCUAGCUCGCACCCUCCAGCUCGUGGUGCUGGAUGCUGACACCAUCAAUCAUCCGGCUCAGCUCGCACACUCCAGCCUCGCACCCAUGCUGGUCUACGUCAAAAUAUCAUCUCCCAAGGUGCUGCACAGGCUCAUAAAGUCACGGGGAAAGACCCAGAGCAAGUACCUCAACAUGCAGAUGGUUGCUGCAGAGAAACUCGCACAGUGUCCUUCGGACCUCUUUGACUUAAUUCUGGAUGAGAACCAGUUGGAUGAGGCUUGCGAGCACUUGGCUGAUUUUUUGGAGAUGUACUGGCGGGCUGCACACCCCACUUGCGGUAGCGGCACCCCUGCUGCCGUUGCGGCUAUACCAGUCUCAAUGCCACCUCCGUCUAACCCCGAGCACUCUGUGGCUCCAUAUCCUCCAAACCAGCAUGAACAGCAAACAAGCAGGGAGCACACAACGACACCGCCGAGCCCCCGGCGACACGCCAACCACUACCACAAGAUGACGGAGCGAGGGGGUCACGGCGAGGAGACCUGCGAGCCAGUGCAUGCCUCGAAAAUUGUAAAGGGCCUGGCGGCACAUAAGAAGAGUUCACAGAACUCGUGUGAAGAACGGCCAAAGCACGGCCACGUCAAGGUGGGCAGCGUCAGAGAAGAGAGAACGGGAGAAAAGGGGAGUCAACAAAGGGACGAUCACCGCCGACAAAGAAAACACCAAUCGCACGGGCACCAUGACCAUUGAAACGUACACAGCCACGUGCAACAGCCAGGCCACUUACCGACUGCCUCUCACCUCUCAUAGGGACCAAAGGACCGAAACCCUCAAAAGCUGAGUCACUCCAAAACAUUAAAGUGCACUGUAGCCAGGACAAAACAUUGACACGGUUCUCGCUCGGUCUCUGUUCGUGUCUAAAACAAUUGGAAUCCAUCGCUUAAAAAGUAUCCUGGAAUAUUCUGCCGUCUGAGUCACAGUUUGAUGCUGAGCUGUCGAUUCUGUGCGAUAACUUCACUUGCACUUGUAUUUGACACACGUCCCUCUAUGUUUACACACUGGUGCAAGUUACUAUAAUCCCAUUUUCAUGUUUCUGUAACUGAACUUUGCUAUGGUUUUUAAAAUCAAAUUGUCCGAGCCGAGUUUCGUUACAGGAAAUAUAGUAUUUAAUAUUUGUGUGUACUAUUUUCAACUUCAUCUGUAAUGUAGUUGUCUUUGAUCCGAUUCUAAUUGCUUCAUUGCAGUACUGUACUUUGUUUUUAUGUUAUUGCUUGUCAUUUGGUGACCCAGGUACCUCUUGCAAAUACGACUCAUUGUAUCUUGAGCUCUUACCUGGUUAAUCAAAAUAAAACUUGAAACUGGACAGUUAUGAGCAAGAACAUUUAUCUAAAGCAAAUGAACAGGGCUAGUCUCUCAUGAACUGUCCUUGCCGCAAGUUUACAGAUCUGCAGAAGUUUCUCAAUGGAUGCAGAUUUGUAAGACUGUUAAGUGUUAUGCUAUUUAUCUAACAGAGUUUCCUUGCGGUUCAAGCAAGCCUCACUCUGCUGAUGAGACCGGCCCAGUUUGCUUGUCUUAAAUCAAUGCUGCUGAAUUAUGCUCUCCCAGAGGGAAGGUCGUGUCACCAAUUGGAUGAGUAAAAAGUACUUUUUACGUGGAAGGACAGAUAUGUUACUUGUGCUCCAACUGCUGGUCCAUGGACCAUACCCCCCUUUUGUGUGAUGUGGGUAUAACAUGUCCCCACUUCCAGGAUCAGUGUCUGUAGGGAAAUGCAUGACAGUGGUGGACCAACACCAACCUGUUUAGAUAGAGAUACGUUUGAUUCAUUUCAGCAAAAAGAGCCCAAUGAGCUGGCAGGCUCUAUUUCAUGGGCAUCCUGCUCAUGAAACAUUAUGAGAAAAAAGUUUUGCUGGCUGGCAGGACAUCAUGUCCAAU